AUGAGCUCUUCUCACCUAAGCAACAGAGCUGAGAGCCAUUUCCAGGCACAAGAAGAACAUGAACUGGAAACUCUGGGGAAGAAAGCAUGGGACAACCCUGUUUACAACGGAUCCCCUUCCUCCUCCUCCUCGUUGAAAAUCAGAGCAAUCUACAACCCCAAGUCCAUUUUGGAAAAUCCCUACGAGAAUAUUGAAAAAGUGACCGGCUCUUUAUCCUACCCAAAAGACAGAAAGGCUACCGAGGAAGAAAGGAAGAAGGAAGCCCCCUUCCCGGGAUGCUGCUACUAUGUCUUCAAAGGCAUCCGAGGGCUUUGGGGCACAACCUUGACUGAAAAUACCAGUGAGAACCGAGAGCUCUAUGUGAAGACUACACUGCGUGAACUUCUGGUCUAUAUUGUAUUCUUAGUGGACAUCUGUCUGUUGACCUAUGGGAUGACGAGUUCAAAUGCCUAUUACUAUACCAAGGUGAUGUCUGAACUCUUUCUGCAAACUCCUUCAGACAGUGGUGUCUCCUUCCAGACCAUUGGAAGUAUGGCUGACUUUUGGCGAUAUACACAAGGACCUUUCCUGGAUAGUUUGUAUUGGACUAAAUGGUACAACAAUAAAUCUUUGGGCUACAAUGCGCAAUCAUAUAUCUAUUAUGAGAACUUACUGCUUGGUGUCCCACGGAUACGCCAACUCAAGGUCCAGAACAACUCAUGUGUGGUGCAUGAUGACUUCAAAGAAGAUAUUGCUGGUUGUUAUGAUGUAUACAAUAAAGAGAAAGAGAACAUAUCGCCCUUUGGACUCUUGAAUGGGACAGCGUGGCAAUAUUACACAGAGGAAGAACUUGAUGGCUCAUCCCAUUGGGGCAGAUUAACAAGUUAUAGUGGAGGAGGCUAUUAUGUAGACCUCAAAAUAACCCGGGAAGAAAGUGCCGAAACUCUACAACUCUUGAAAGAAAACCUAUGGCUGGAUCGGGGAACCCGUGUCGUUUUUAUGGACUUCUCCGUGUAUAAUGCCAACAUCAACCUGUUCUGUGUACUCAGGUUGGUGGUAGAAUUCCCUGCCACUGGGGGCGCCAUUCCCUCAUGGCAGAUCCGGACGGUGAAACUCCUCCGAUAUGUCAGCACUUGGGAUUUCUUCAUUGUCUCUUGUGAAAUUGUCUUCUGCAUCUUUAUCUUCUAUUAUAUUGUGGAAGAAAUCUUGGAACUGCACAUUCACAGGUUUCAGUACUUCACCAGCAUCUGGAACAUUUUGGAUAUCGUGGUCAUUUUGCUUUCUGUUUUAGCCAUUGGAUUCCACAUUUUUCGUACCAUUGAAGUCAACAGGUUGAUGGGGCAGCUGCUAAGAAAUCCCAGCGUCUACGCAGACUUCGAAUUUCUGGCUUUUUGGCAAACCCAGUACAACAACAUGAAUGCUGUGAACUUGUUUUUUGCCUGGAUCAAGAUAUUCAAAUAUAUUAGUUUUAACAAAACAAUGACUCAGCUGUCCUCCACUCUUGCUCGAUGUGCCAAGGACAUCCUGGGUUUUGCCAUCAUGUUCUUCAUUGUCUUUUUUGCCUACGCUCAACUGGGCUAUCUCCUUUUUGGAACCCAAGUGGAAAACUUCAGCACCUUUGUUAAAUGCAUGUGA
Protobothrops mucrosquamatus (brown spotted pit viper) is the source of this 1614-nucleotide messenger RNA. It is a transcript of the gene PKD2L1, whose product is annotated as polycystin 2 like 1, transient receptor potential cation channel. NCBI's taxonomy places the organism in Eukaryota, Metazoa, Chordata, Lepidosauria, Squamata, Viperidae. The transcript is spliced from 8 exons. The record is from RefSeq and is a predicted model, not a curated record. Gene Ontology annotation, molecular function: muscle alpha-actinin binding; calcium channel activity; sodium channel activity. Gene Ontology annotation, biological process: detection of mechanical stimulus; potassium ion transmembrane transport. Bases 1 to 1614 code for a protein of 537 amino acids. Gene Ontology annotation, cellular component: membrane.